AUGGCUGAAUUCCUCAGUUCCUGGCUUGGCUGGUGUUCCUGUGAGGACAAAAGUACCUCGUUCACAUGUGCCUGCCCCCAACCAGCCUUCAGCAAAUCAGAUCUCUCCUUGGUCGUCCUGCUACCAGCUUAUAAGCAGAAGCUGAGGCGUGAGCACCCAAUCAUGUGCCUGGUUCAAUGCUGGACCGCCAUCGUCUUGCGUCACUGCUUCCGCACUGCUGAGUGCACCACGGCCGCUCUGCAGGAGUUUGUAGAGUCAUGUGACAGCUCCAAACUUGACCUGAACAAUGGUCGGAGGCCUCAGCGCGGGGACUUGAUAGAGAUCUUCCGUGACAGCUAUCAGCACUGGGCUGUGUAUGUUGGUGAUGGCUCUGUGGUUCACUUGGUCGUGCCCAGGUUCAACAGCAUCACUGUUAUAACUCAGAGGGGGGCUGUGAGGGAGGAGACUCUGAGGGCUGUGGUGGGAAAUGACCAGUGGCAAAUCAACAACAGCCUGGACUCCACCUAUAGACCCCGCCCAGCUGACGUCAUUGUUACGGAGGCCAGGAGCUGGGUGGGCAGAACGAUAACGUACCACAGCAUCAGGAGGAACUGUGAGCACUUUGCCACAGAGCAACGAUAUGGUGUGUCUGCGUCGCAGCAGGUGGGUGGCACCAUGUAG
Neolamprologus brichardi is the source of this 660-nucleotide messenger RNA. The record is from RefSeq and is a predicted model, not a curated record. Lineage: Eukaryota; Metazoa; Chordata; Actinopteri; Cichliformes; Cichlidae.